Nematolebias whitei (Rio pearlfish) is the source of this 846-nucleotide messenger RNA. It is a transcript of the gene tspan33b, whose product is annotated as tetraspanin 33b. The record is from RefSeq and is a predicted model, not a curated record. NCBI's taxonomy places the organism in Eukaryota, Metazoa, Chordata, Actinopteri, Cyprinodontiformes, Rivulidae. Gene Ontology annotation, cellular component: membrane. The coding region runs from base 1 to 813 and encodes 270 amino acids. The transcript is spliced from 8 exons.
AUGGACAGAGAAGUGAGUCUGGAUCGUGCUGAGACGUUCUCAUUUGUCAACCCGUGGAUCAGAUAUUUCCUCUUCUUCUUCAGCUUCUUGUUUUGGGUUUUCUCUUUGUUGAUUGUUGGAAUCGGGGUGUAUGCCAAAGUCCAGAAGGCUACAGACACUGUGCGCGACACGUUCCUGAUCGACCCAGCUGUCAUCCUAAUUGUAGUGGGGGUGGUCAUGUUCUUCAUCACAUUCUGUGGCUGCAUCGGAGCCCUCAGAGAGAACAUUCACCUUCUCAAGACGUUCUCCUUCUGCCUGACGCUCGUCUUCCUCACUCAGCUGGCUUUAGCCGUUCUGGGCUUCUUUUACUCGGAUCAGACGAGAGAUGCUUUUGGAAAGUUUGUGAAGAAAGCCAUCGUGCAUUACAGGGAUGACCUGGAUCUUCAGAACCUGAUGGAUUACAUCCAGAAAGAGUUCAAGUGCUGCGGGUGGAACAACUACACCGACUGGUCCUGGAACCUGUACUUUAAUUGCACGCAUGAAAACCCCAGCUCCGAGCGCUGUGGAGUGCCUUACUCCUGUUGCACGCCGGUUCCUGGAGAGGCAGUGAUCAACACGAUGUGUGGUUUUGGAGUUCAAACUCAAAAACAUCUGGAUGUGAACAAGUCCAUCUACUCAGAGGGCUGCGCGGAUCGAGCGGUGACGUGGAUCGAGUCUCAUCUGUUGCUGGUGGGGGCUCUCGCCCUGGGUCUGGCCUUGCCACAGAUUGCAGGCAUUGUGCUGUCCCAGAUCCUGGUCUCUCAGAUCCAAAAUGAGAUUACCUCGGUGUUUUGAGAGCGGAGGUGGAGGCAGAAAGAAAAGAAGCCA